Messenger RNA from Pomacea canaliculata, 2433 nucleotides. RefSeq lists its product as uncharacterized. Lineage: Eukaryota; Metazoa; Mollusca; Gastropoda; Architaenioglossa; Ampullariidae. The record is from RefSeq and is a predicted model, not a curated record. The transcript is spliced from 6 exons. The coding region runs from base 321 to 1475 and encodes 384 amino acids.
UGCGGCUUGUGCUGUACUUACCAAUAUCUUGUGCUGGAUGCAUCACCGAAUCGACGUUCUGCAGAGGCUGGGACAUGGAGUUUGCAGCCACGCUAGCCCACGAAAGUGAUCAGCUGGAGCACUUCACGCUGAGACUAGAGGCGACAUGGAUAUGAUGAACGCAAACAGAAAAAUAAAGAUGCAGGUGCAGGCGCGAAACAAUAGUUGUCUCCCUUGUACAAGCAGGGGAAGGAACCGCUUUGUACACUCAAGUUGUUGAUGACCUGGAGCACGGACUAGCAUAGAAAUCUGUGACCUGAAGCUUGCACGGAUUUUCAGCCAUGAGUGCAGACGGUAAAAAGGGCAUGAGCUUAGAGGAUCAACUUGAAUAUUUGUUCGAGGUAUUCCAUGAAUUUCUUCUGAGUGAGCUACGAGUGUCACAUCUACUUUGUCUCUUGGGAUCAAAGAUUAAAAAAGUGAAAGAGUGUGCUCACAGAAUUCAUAAGCUGGAGGAUGAGGGAAAUCAGCAACAAGCCAGCAGACUCUUCUUAGAUGCUGUAAAAGAAUCUGAUGAACCUGGAAAAUAUACAGCAGUCUUUGAAGCUUUCACCGAAGUGGGAUCUGAACUUAUAGUGAAGGCACUUAAAGGUGAAACUCCAAAUGACACAUGGCACACAGAGCGAAAGGCAAUGAUAGAUAUAUUUAGCCAAAAUAUUGAAGACAAGCUGAAGCUUGAUGUUAUUCUACCACAUCUCAAGGAACUUUUCUUUGAAGAGGACUAUGAGGCUAUUGAUUCUCAACUAGCUGCUGGCAAGACACGCUGUGCCAUUCGCCUUAUGCUACUGUUCAUGCAUAGAAAAAAACAAGAUUGGUAUUUAGCAUUUAUGAAUGCACUUUUGAAGAAUGAUCAUGAGCUUUUGGUACAACACAUCGAUCCAGAUUUUUAUAAGAAGAAGGUUGAUGAGGCAGGCGGAAUUAAAAAAUCCAACCAAGAAAAGCAGGUUGACGUACAAAGUGCACAGCAGCUAGGAAGGGCAGGACAUGUGAAAACCUCAGAUGGAGUCACCAAGAUUGUGCUUAACAGGCCAAAGGCUCCAUUACCAGUCAUUCAAUCAAAAAAAAGAUCUUCACUUAAAGAUCAUCCUAGAGAUAAGCAAGCAGAAGAAACAUCCAGCUUAAUAAAUUUAAUAAAUUCAAAGCAGAAAGAUUCAGCUGAAAAACUUGUAUCAGGUCUUCCUCCUGGCCAGGCUGCUGAAAACUUGCCAUCUCUGAGUACUGUUGAUGAGAAUUAUCCAGAGGUACUGGCCGCCUCUAGACAUUCCACAGAAUCGACUUGUGAUUGUAGAUGUUGUGCCAGAACUUUUGCAGAAGUCCAGUACCUUAGAUCACAAAUUCAGUCUGUGAGUUCACAAUUAUCAGAAGUCCAGUCUCUAAGGUCUGAUAUUGCUGACAUGAAAGACUUUCUCAGAUUUAUAAUUGGCAACCAAAAGAAGUAAAAUGUCUAGUGUCAUCUUUGAAGACAGACAAAAUAUUUCUUCUUACAAAGGUCUUUGAGUGUGUGUUUUGCCAAAUGAAAAAUGUAAAAGUAGAAUUUACACAGUAAUGAAAACUUACUUGAAAAUGAUGUCUGUAUUAAUUUAUGUAUAGAUAAUAAACUGCAGACUAUUUCCAGCAAGCUGCAUUUUAUAAACUGGUAUUUCAGAGUGCCAACAUUAAAUUAGCAUGAAGUGACUUGAUGCUCUGAUACUACCUACCACAUUGCAUAAUGUUUAAAUUAAAUGGUUACCUGAUGACAAAAUUUAAAAUGACUGGAUAAUUCUUUACAAUACUUCUAAAAUCUUAAGCAAGUAGCAUGUUUGUCCAUUGGAUACCAGAAAUGCUGACCCAUACAACCCAUUUGCUUUUUGGCUACAGUUAUUUCUAUUAAACUAUUUUCAUACAGUACUUGAUCGAAGUUUUCUGUCUGCCAUUUCCUAUGCAUAGUAUGCACAGCUGUGCUGCAUCCAUGCCACCCAAGUUGCCAAAGAAUUUUUUCUUGACAAAUGCAGUUUCCACAUCUGAGGUGCUGAAAUGUAUAAAAAAACGAAAGAUCUUUGUUAAAUCAUAUCCAACCAACUUAAAGUAAACUGAACCCAGCAAACAAAAUACGAUAAAAAUGACACUUUGAAAUAUGGAUUCUUUAUGGAAAGGGUGAGCAUGUCUGUGAUACAAACCUGCAAUCCACAACAUUAAUUCUUAUUUGUGUGUAGAAAGAAUCCUAUACCAUGAUUUCAUUACAGUCUGCUUAUAGAUAUCAUUAACACACAUAUGAAAGAUCUUUUCUUUCACUGUGACUCUUGUCUCAUCUUUGAGUCUGGGUACACAAUUUCAAAUUAUUUGUUUAAUCAUUUUUUAUGCAGAAUCCUUAUUCAUGUGGUAGUGGUAUUAUUUAUUAAAAAUGUUUUAAUAAAUGCA